AUGAGCGCCCUCAAGCAGAUGGAAGCAGCGAGAUCGCUCCCCCCGCGGCUGCUGCGCUUCUUCCAGAAAUACCCCCCGCCGUCGCUGUUCCCGAGCAUCACGUCCCAAAUACAAGCCGACCUUGCCAGCCCACCAGCCGUACCCGAGCCCGUAUCCACAACACCACCCUCGGACCCCAACGCGUCCAUGGUCGAAACCUCUUCUCCCGCCUCCGACCUCUCCCCUGCGCCUGUCCUCUACACCAGCGAGCCGUCGUCUCCCCCGGACCUGCCCUACCCAAACCCUUUCCUCCCCACCAAGAACUACACAACCGGCCGCUGGCAUGGCCCCGUCUUUGGUCUGCGCAAACAGGCCGAUCUCGUCAAACUCGCCUCCUCGCAUGGCGUCGUCGAUCUCUUACCAUGGACCAUCAAGAAGCCUGGGGAGAAGGAGAAGCGUCGCAUCGAAAAGGGACUGCAAGUAAAGGGCACGGGCGAGGGCCAGAAGGUCAAGGGCAAACUGUGGGAGAGGACCAUGAAGGGACGCUUGGAGAUGAGAAGACAGGCCAUGUUGAACAUGCCAAGUUUGAUCCAAGAAUGGAAACAGAAGGGUCAUGGCCGAGGGUGGAAGAAGUGGCCAAGUGGCAAGGCCAAGUGAUGAGAACAAAGUUAUGGCUUCAUAUGACAUGCCGUGUGUCCCACUGCACAAGCUGUGUAUAUCUACAUCUAUGCGAAAUUCAACAUGUGGUACGAGAGUCUGCGCUCAAGCAAACCUUGUAUUGGUCUCUACUAAGACCUAGACACCUCAUACACUUCACGCUGCAACGCCUGUCAACGACCAAGCCCAUCAACAUUCAAGGUAAAAAUAACAAAUUUGUGGACAUGGGUAUCUUAUUGGUUUGUCUUCAGAGCUCCUACAGCAAGUCGAGUCCUUGCCCCCCUGGUAACAUGCUAAACGACAUUGAACCCCUCAACACCAGCUCGUCUAGGUCUUUACAUGACCAUCUCCUCGUCGCCAUAUGUCUGUUGCAUGCCGUACUCUCUCGCGU
Molecule: messenger RNA, 1027 nt
Organism: Dothidotthia symphoricarpi CBS 119687
Lineage: Eukaryota; Fungi; Ascomycota; Dothideomycetes; Pleosporales; Dothidotthiaceae
Exons: 2
Coding region: 1-636 (211 amino acids)
Cellular component (GO): mitochondrial large ribosomal subunit
Molecular function (GO): structural constituent of ribosome
Source: RefSeq, a predicted model, not a curated record